Stegodyphus dumicola is the source of this 870-nucleotide messenger RNA. RefSeq lists its product as uncharacterized. Lineage: Eukaryota; Metazoa; Arthropoda; Arachnida; Araneae; Eresidae. The record is from RefSeq and is a predicted model, not a curated record.
UCUUGGGAGCACCCGUGAAGAAACAAAUAUUUUUCCCGUUGCAUUUGCUCUCCUUCCAAAUAAAAGGAAGGAGACUUAUGAAAGACUCCUCCAUAUGAUAUGUGAAGCAAUUCCACAUUGAAAUCCUUCAUUAAUUAUGACUGAUUUUGAAGAAGCAGUCAUUUUAGCUCUCAGAACUGUAUUUCCUUCCGCUAAAAAUGCAGGAUGUAACUAUCACUUUAAUCAGUGCUUAUGGAGGAAAAUACAAGGUUUAGGUUUAGUGAAAAAAUACAAAGAAAACGAUGAAAUUAAAAUGCAUCCGCGGAUGUGCGCAGCGCUUGCGUUUUUAAAACUGGAAGAUGUGGACGAUGGAUGGCUUCUGAUACAGGAAUAUUCGCCAGAAGACCCCAAACUUCAAGAGUUUUAUGAUUAUUUCGUAAAUCAGUGGAUGGACAAUGCAUUAGUCACAAUAGAAAUGUGGAACUGUAAUAACAGACGGCAUAGAACAAAUAAUGCCGCUGAGGGCUGGAAUAACAAAUUAAACCAUGCUUUAAUGACGCAUCAUCCUACAGUACGCACGCUAGUGGCAACUCUGAAAAAGGAGGCGGAAUAUAGUGAUUUUUUUAUUUGCAGGAAAGAACUCAAACUUGUAGGAAAAAGGAGAAGGAAAAAUUAUAUUAGGAUUGAUGAAAGAAUUGAAAAAUGCUUCAUCGAAUACGAAUUAACUAAAGAUUUAAGAAAAUUCUUAAGGUUUGCAGUAGCUGUUUUGCAGAAAUUUGAAUGAAUUUACGAUUAAUGCUCUUUUGUUUUCUUUCACCUUUGUCUUUUUUUUUUUUUUUUUUUUUUUUAUCUACCCGUAGAUUGCUUUGUAAAUCUUUUAUAUUUCCUCGA